UUUUUGAAGAGGAUCUGAUUCUUAAAGAGAAUUUAGUUCUUGAAAAGAAUCUGAUUCUUGAAGAAGAUCUGGUUCUUGAAGAGGAUCUGGUUCUUGAAAAGGAUCUGGUUCUUGAAGAGGAUCUGGUUCUUGAAGAGGAUCUGGUUCUUGAAGAAGAUCUGAUUCUUGAAGAAGAUCUGAUUCUUGAAGAAGAUCUGAUUCUUAAAAAGGAUUUGGUUUUUGAGAAUCGGAUUCUUGACAUACAUAUAAUUUCUGAAAAAAAUCAGAAUUGUUUGGAUUUAAUGGUAAUUGGUAUGAUAAAACAAAUGUUUUUUGAUGUUAUAAAAAAUAUUUGA
Messenger RNA from Cetraspora pellucida, 335 nucleotides. Lineage: Eukaryota; Fungi; Glomeromycota; Glomeromycetes; Diversisporales; Gigasporaceae. The record is from the annotation of a GenBank genome assembly.